Durusdinium trenchii is the source of this 2802-nucleotide messenger RNA. The record is from the annotation of a GenBank genome assembly. NCBI's taxonomy places the organism in Eukaryota, Dinophyceae, Suessiales, Symbiodiniaceae.
AUGUGCGCUGCCAGGGACUUGAAGUUGUCCGUGAUGUCGGAUGGCCGUAAAGUACCAGUCGGCUACACAGGCCAGUCAAUACCUUUCCACACUGAAUCCUUCGAGGGUCACAUCUUCUUCUCCCACCGACCUCCCAAAGGGAGCAGUGCACCUUGGGCAUUUCGUGAACGCCUUGAAGGAUACGGAUCUCCAGAUUGGCUUUGGGAGGUUCAGCUCCAUGGCCGCUUCUUGAAGACUCCAACAGGGCCGAUUUGGCUAAGGGGAGAACUACGAGACAGCCCGAUGCAGUUAGGCUUGGUGUCUCGAGCCUUGUGUCGCGGAAUCUUGAAGUUUGCCCGGAUGAUGGCACAGCGUCGUGGUGGCGAUAUUUGCUAUGCUUUUGGAGAUGAGGCCAGAAAAAAUCCAUCGAUCUCAUUGCCCAUUAUGCUGUUGGAUCGCCUGUUUGUAGCAGAUCGCAGUCAUCCUCUACCUGUAGGGGAUCCAGAUGACCCAAAGGGGACUUGGCGCCUCAUCGACGGCAAAUGGGAGUCCAUUGAACGCAGCGAAGUGAAGUUCGAUACCGAGACCUACGUUACAGUGGUUUUGGCUACCAGCUAUAUCGAUUGGACCAACUGGCAACUUGCCUCAAUUCCAGGGCUGGGGACUCUCUCGUUGGAGACCUUCUGGGGCGAGCAGGGCGCUUGGAUUGCACUUUGCGAAUUGGAACCUGACGAAUCCAUCAGGCACUACUUUCUCGAAGCAAAUCUGGAAUCGAUCAAGGGUGCGACAUUUUCUCCAAGAUCCUCGACUGUCUACAACGAAGAUGAUGCCGAGAGGGCACAAGAAGAACUCAUUCCGGUGUCAGAUGAAGACCAUACCAAGGCACUCGGGGAACCCAGCAGCGAAGAAGAAGAAGCUCCGUUGGUUCGCCAGAGGACUCCGUACGACUCAUCUGACAUUGACGAAGAGGAUCUCUCAGAGACAGUCCCGAUGGAGCGGGAAUGGAUCCGCCCACCAGAAGAUGGAGAAGCAGGAGUCAAUGGCACCAACGGUAUCUUUUUUGCAGAGGAAGCAUCUCGUGCCAAAGAGAUUGAGAUGGCUUUGGAUGCUCCAGAUGUUGGUGGGCUUCGUCAUAGCCUUUCUGGUGACUUGUUGGCAAUGGAGGAAGAUGAGGAUGUAUCCCCACAGCCAGAUCAAGUCCCUCGGCGAAUCUCUCGGAGAACGGUGAUGACCUUGAAGCUGCCUUGGUACUUGCGUACUAGCAGUGGGCAACUUUGGUGGUGCAUUUCCGUGGAGGGCUGGCCACUUUGCUGGCGACGUGACCAUCAAAUAAGCCGUCUUUGUGAGGCGGUGGAGCCUGGGAAGGCUCAGCUCUUACGAUCCGGUACUAGCAUUCAGGACAUGGAAACAGCUCGUCGACGUGCCACAGCUCUAUUGUCGGAGUUGGACCCAUCUCUCCUAGAUGAGUUCAUAAGGCAGGACGUGGGCUUGACAAAGCUUCUGGCCUCCAUCGACUCAGGUUGGGUGGGAGUGGUGGAAAGCGAGGGCCGCAUUGUUGAGAGGAAGGUUUCCUUGAGCGAGGCACGCACAAGUGAUGCUGUGCUCCGCACUGGAGCACAGGUGGUCUCGAAGAGCGCAGUGCUGCGCUCGGCUGCAGAUGCUGCUGGUCGAGGUGGGUUCCUCAGCGACUUGGGUUCUAAAGAAGAUGCGCCUCUGGCCCUCCGCUGGAAGAGUGACACUGGCAGCCGAUCGUGGAUGGACAGGCCUCAAGCCUACUUUUCGGAGGAUUUUUUCGUUGAACUAAGCCGUGCGACUGCUUCAAGGACCACUGUGGCAGACGCGCCUGCUGUGACAGUCACCACGCCACAACGUCAAUUUGUCUUUCUGAUGAGGUCACCGGAAGAUGCAGACAAAUGGGUCACAACGUUGAAAACGCAUAGCAAUGACAGCCCAGCGGUGAUUCUUUCUCCAAUGAAAGACAGGCUAAGGCGGUGGCCUUUCCACCGCUUGGUUUGCAAUGACUUUGAGCUGUCUCUUGACGACGUCAAGGACCCCGUUGCUUUGUCUGCACAGCUUCUUCGUUUAGCUGUGAGCUCCCAGGGCAGCUUGUCCGCGGAAGAAUUGCAGCCCCUAACUAGCUUGAGCUGCAAGCUGAAGUGUUUGGACUUGACCCCGCUCGAGCCGCAGGAUCUCUGGAGCUUUUGGGUGAAUGUCUAUCACAGCUUGCUGGUGCAUGCUCGUGUCCUUUGCGGGAGGCCCCGAAGCGUCAGGCAUUUGAUCUCCUUCUACAACAAUUGCUCGUAUUUAGUGGCUGGCCACAUUUUUUCCCUCGCCGAAAUGGAGCAUCUUGUACUACGCAGCCAGAUGGCAAAGGCCUCUGCGCGCUUGAUGAAUUUGCUCGUGCAGGUUUGGCGAAGAGAUGACCGAGAGUUUGAGGAGCGCCCAACCUUCCGGGCUCCCUACCAACCGAGCUCCAAUUUUCGAUGCCGCCCAGACUGGCGUCUGAAUCUAGUCCUUUGCAGUGGCAACUUGGCCAGCAGCUCCAAGAUUCCAGUUUUUGAGCAGCUGUCCGCAGAAGCCUUUGAUGCCUUGAUGGCCAAAGCCAUGAAGCACUACCUGGGUGUUGCUGGUCGACUUGACAAGCGACCAAUGCAACUUCCGUAUGUUCUGUACCGCUUUCGGCAAGAUGCACCUGGAUCACCCACAGACGGGUACGACAAACGAUGGGCCAACGCCCUCUCCCCCAUUCUGGGAGACGUCGACCGCAUUGCAUAUCGCAACUCCUACAAUUGGACUAUGCGAGAGAGACUAGAUUUGCUGUAG